AUGGGGAAGGUUGCAGCACUACCAAUAGUUGGGAUGGUGUUGGCUGAGAGUGCACAAGCUGGGCUAAUUAUAGUGAGCAAAGUAGCCAUGUCUAAUGGCAUGAGCAACCUCAUCUUUCUCUGCUACUCAAACGCUCUUGCAGCCCUUAUCCUCCUCCCAAUUUCCUUAGCCUUCCACAGAUCCGAGCGUCCUCCUCUCACUUUCUCUACCCUCUGUUGGUUCUUCUUGCUUGGUCUAAUUGGAUUCAUGGCGCAGUUUUUUGGGUAUGCUGGGAUUAAUUUGAGCUCUCCUACUCUGAGCACGGCUAUGCUCAACCUCAUUCCAGCUUUUACCUUUAUACUGGCAGUCAUCUUUAGAAUGGAAAGAAUUGAUGGGAGAAGCUCCAGUAGCCUUGCUAAAACCUUGGGAACAAUAGUUUCAAUUUCAGGGGCUUUCAUUGUUACUCUUUACAAGGGCCCCCCACUUCUGAUGACAUCCUCAACUGAUAUAUUGUCUCAUAACCAACUUUUCUCGGAACAGUCAAACUGGGUCCUUGGAGGAGUGUGCAUUGCGCUUAAUUGUGUGUUGGCCUCAUCUUGGCUUAUAGUACAGGCAUCAGUUCUAAAGAAAUACCCCGCAGAGCUGAUUAUGGUAUUUUAUUAUUGCUUCUUUGUGGCUAUUCAAUCUGUCGUAGUCUCUUUGACUGUAGAAAGAGACCUAAGUGCAUGGGAAUUGAAGCCUAAAAUCAGGUUGAUUGCUGUUCUAUACUCGGGAGUCUUUGGCUCAGCAUUCCAGGUUGGUGUAUCUACUUGGUGCCUUCACAGGACAGGGCCUGUUUUUGUAGCUAUGUUCAAGCCUUUGGGGAUUGUCAUUACAGUUUUCGUUGGUGUCACCUUCUUAGGAGAUACUUUCUACCUUGGAAGUUUGAUAGGAGCAAUUGUUAUUGUCAUUGGAUUUUAUUCUGUGAUGUGGGGAAAAUCAAAAGAAGAGAAGAUGGAUGAUGAUGCAGGGGCAAGGAGUGUGGCAUCAAGUAGACAACGGGUCCCUCUAUUGCAGAGCCAUAUUGAAGAAAUAUAG
Molecule: messenger RNA, 1056 nt
Organism: Prunus armeniaca (apricot)
Lineage: Eukaryota; Viridiplantae; Streptophyta; Magnoliopsida; Rosales; Rosaceae
Source: the annotation of a GenBank genome assembly